Molecule: messenger RNA, 2694 nt
Organism: Arabis nemorensis
Lineage: Eukaryota; Viridiplantae; Streptophyta; Magnoliopsida; Brassicales; Brassicaceae
Source: the annotation of a GenBank genome assembly
AUGCAAAGAAUGUUAAUGGCGUUUUCUGCUUGUUUUCUCUUAGUUCUUCUGCAAAUUUUCUCAGCUUCACUUUUUAGUCUUGCUCAAGAUCAGUCAGGAUUCAUCAGUUUGGAUUGCGGUUCACCGAAAGGAACUACCUUUCGUGAGAAAACAACAAACCUUACGUACAUUUCCGAUGCGAAUUUCAUCAAUACCGGUAUUGGUAGAAGCAUCAAACAAGCAUACCGGACUCAAUUCCAACAACAAACCUGGAACCUAAGGAGUUUUCCACAAGGCAUAAGAAAUUGCUAUACCCUAAACCUAACCAUAGGUGAUGAAUAUCUGAUCAGAACAAACUUCUUACACGGCGGUUAUGACGAUAAACCAUCCACGGAAUUCGAGCUCCACCUCGGACCUAACCUAUGGACUAAAGUUUCAACAACAAACGAGAACCAAACAUCAAUCUUUGAGAUGAUUCAUCUUUUGACCACUGAUCGGUUACAAAUCUGUCUGGUUAAAACAGGAGACUCAACGCCUUUUAUCUCCGCUUUAGAGCUUCGUAAACUCAUGAACACAACUUACUUGACUCAACAAGGGUCCUUGCAGAACUUCAUUAGAGCAGACGUUGGCUCAACUACUAACCAAACUUUCAGGUACGGAAUCGAUGUUUUCGAUCGUGUUUGGAUACCAUUUAAUUUUGGAAACUGGUCACAGAUCAGUACCAAUCAGACAGUGAAUGUCAACAAUGACUAUCAACCACCAGAGAUUGUUAUGGCCACAGCUUCUGUUCCAACAGAUCCGGACGAACCUAUGAACAUUACGCUAGUCGGGGUGGAACGCACAGUGCGAUUCUACGUUUUUAUGCAUUUUGCCGAGAUUCAAGAGCUCAGUUCCAAUGAAACAAGAGAAUUUAAUAUCGUGUACAACGAUAAGCAUAUCUACGGACCCUUUAGACCGCUCAAUUUCACUACUACUUCCGUAUUUACCCCUACCGAAGUUGUCGCCGACGCGAAUGGACAGUACAUUUUUUCGAUUCAAAGAACAGGAAAUUCGACAUUGCCUCCUCUGCUCAAUGCCAUGGAGGUUUAUAUGGUUAACUUGUUGUCGCAACAAGAAACCGAAAGAAAAGAAGUUGAUGCAAUGAUGAAUAUCAAGUCGAGUUACGGUGUGAACAAGAUCGACUGGGAAGGAGAUCCCUGCGUGCCACGAGAUUAUAGAUGGUCCGGUGUUAAUUGCACUGACAUUGACAAUGAGAUUCCAAAGAUCAUUUCUUUGAACUUGUCUUCAAGUGGCUUAACCGGAGAAUUAUUGGAAUACAUAUCAGACCUUACCAAUUUAGAAGUUCUUGACUUGUCUAACAAUAGUUUAACUGGUUCGGUCCCAGAGUUUUUAGCAAACAUGGAAACCUUAAAAGUCAUAAACCUAUCAGGCAAUGAGCUAAAUGGUUCAAUCCCUGCAACUCUCCUCGAUAAAGCACAAAGAGGAUCGAUUUCAUUAAGUAUCGAAGGAAAUACCGGGCUAUGUUCGUCCGCUUCAUGCGUGAAGAAGAAGAAAAAGACAGUUAUUGCACCUGUUGCAGCCUCACUUGUUUCAGUCUUCCUCAUUGCAGCUGGAAUUGUUACAUUCCUUAUCCUGAAGAGGAGGAAGAAGAGAGCCAAGCUUGGUUUUAAUCCCAACUUAGGUACCGGUACAACACCGUUACAUUCGACUUCUCAUCACGGUUAUGAAUCUCCCGUGAUCGCGAAGAACCGGAAAUUGACUUACAUAGAUGUUGUUAAGAUGACGAACAACUUUGAGAGGGUUCUUGGUAGAGGAGGCUUUGGUGUGGUUUAUUACGGCGUAUUGGAUAACGAACCAGUCGCUGUUAAGAUGCUCACUGAGUCAACUGCACUUGGUUACAAACAGUUUAAAGCCGAGGUUGAGUUGCUUCUUAGAGUUCAUCACAAAGAUCUCACAUGUCUUGUUGGAUAUUGCGAAGAAGGCGAGAAAAUGUCUCUAAUUUAUGAGUUUAUGGCGAAUGGAGACUUGAAAGAGCACUUAUCAGGGAAGCGUGGACCGUCGGUACUAACUUGGGAAGGAAGGCUUCGCAUAGCAGCGGAAUCAGCGCAAGGAUUGGAAUAUUUGCAUAAUGGAUGCAAACCGCAAAUAGUUCACCGCGACAUUAAGACAACGAACAUCUUAUUAAAUGAGAAAUUCCAAGCUAAGCUUGCGGAUUUCGGGCUUUCACGGUCUUUCCCACUUGGAACUGAAACUCAUGUCUCAACCGUAGUCGCAGGAACUCCCGGAUACCUAGAUCCCGAAUACUACAGAACUAAUUGGUUGACUGAGAAAAGCGAUGUGUUCAGCUUUGGUGUUGUUCUACUUGAGCUAGUAACAAACCGACCCGUGAUAGACCAGAAAAGGGAAAGACCACAUAUAGGUGAAUGGGUAGGUUUGAUGCUAUCAAGAGGAGACAUUACUAGCAUUGUGGAUCCUAAGCUUCAAGGAGACUUUGAUCCAAACACGAUAUGGAAAGUUGUUGAGACCGCAAUGACUUGCCUAAAUCCGUCUUCUUCGCGUAGACCGACGAUGACUCAAGUUGUAAUGGAUCUGAAAGAAUGUUUGAACAUGGAGAUGGCAAGAAACAUGGGAACUCGUAUGACCGAUUCAACUAACGAUUCUUCAAUCGAGAUAUCCAUGAAUUUCACAACAGAGCUUAAUCCUGGUGCUAGAUGA